AUGUACGAGGCUGAAUUUUCUUCAUUCAAACAUGGGUUUUCAUCUGCUGCCGCUCCAGCAUCGGCGCCAUCAGUAAUUACAGGCACUUCACAACAACUUCCAGGAAAAUCACAAUUUACGACCUCCACCAAAGAAUUACUACCGUUUAUUGCAAAUGCAAGUCUUGAUAUAAUCGAAGAACAAAUGUGGUCAACACAGGCUUUGAAUUUAGGCAAGAUUGAUCAAUUCUAUGGCAUCUUUAUUAGUGCUUACUUAACUCAAGGAAGUAUCAAGUUCGUACUUUGUUAUGAUUCAAAUAAAGACGAGAACAGCAUACGGCAGUUUUUCCAAGAUGUCAAUGAACUUUAUGUCAAGAUUUUAAUGAAUCCAUUCUAUAAUGUUAAUGAUGCAAUACUAGCUCCGGAAUUUGAUUACAAGGUGAAAUUACUAGCUAAAAAGUAUUUAUAG
Lodderomyces parapsilosis is the source of this 447-nucleotide messenger RNA. RefSeq names its product TRAPP subunit (gene TRS20). Bases 1 to 447 code for a protein of 148 amino acids. Gene Ontology annotation, cellular component: cytoplasm; TRAPP complex; nucleus. NCBI's taxonomy places the organism in Eukaryota, Fungi, Ascomycota, Pichiomycetes, Serinales, Debaryomycetaceae. The record is from RefSeq and is a predicted model, not a curated record. Gene Ontology annotation, biological process: endoplasmic reticulum to Golgi vesicle-mediated transport. The transcript has a single exon.